CACUCAUAUAUUCUUCGGAGCACGAACACAUAAAUAACAAGCCCUCGAUCUCACCAACGAUGGUUCGGCACAAGAAAGACAACUUUGCCCGGGGAAAGAAGUCCUACCGUGGCCCGCCCCGCGGUCGGGGCCCCUCCAACAACAAGGAUGGCAACGAGGACACUGAUCCCGCCUUUCCAGGCUCCUCCUCACGACCAUCCUUCAAGGCCGCCUGCUGGGACCUCGGGCACUGCGACCCGAAGCGGUGUUCAGGCAAGAAGCUGAUGCGGUUCGGGCUGAUGCGCGAGCUGCAGGUGGGACAGCGGCACUCGGGCGUCAUCAUCACGCCCAACGGCAAGCAGGUCGUCUCGCCGGCCGACCGGGAGAUACUGGACCAGCACGGCGCCGCCGUGGUCGAGUGCUCGUGGGCGCGCGUCAAGGAGGUGCAGUGGUCCCGCGUCGGCGGGAAGUGCGAGCGCCUCCUGCCCUACCUGGUCGCCGCCAACACGGUCAACUACGGCAAGCCGUGGCGCCUGAACUGCGUCGAGGCCCUGGCCGCCGCGUACUACAUCUGCGGGCACCCGGAGUGGGCCGAGGAGAUACUGGCGCCGUUCUCGUACGGCGCUUCGUUCCUGGAGAUCAACGCGAGCUUGCUCAAGAGGUAUGCCGCGUGUACGGAUCACAAGAGCGUGAAGGAGGCUGAGGAGGCGUGGAUGGAGCGUCUGGAGAAGGAGUAUGCGGACAACCGCGAGGACGGCGAUAGCGCAGACUUGUGGAAGGGCGGCAACGUCAAUCACAGGGCGGCCGUCGACUCUGAAGAGGAUGACGACGAGGAGGGAGAAGACGGCGAGGAUGGUGAUAACGAGAGCGGGGACGACGAGCAGAGUGUCGACGGCAUAUAUCUUGGCAAGAAGCCAAAGGCGAUACAUGAGACGGAGGCAGGUGAGGAUGUGGAUCCGUACGCCCUCUCUGAUGACGAAAGCGACGAUGCCGAGAUGGAGGAGAUCAGGAGGAAGAUCUUGGCUUCCAAGCCGUUCGCAGCCUCGGCGAGCACCGAGCAGAAAAAGGCUCCUGAGAGCAUCCCUCGGCCGCAGCAAGUGAACCCAGACUCGGAUGUUGAGCCUGACUCGGACAACGGCGAGGAUGACGAAGAAUUCGACAACAUCAUGGACGCCACGCCCGUCACUGACAGGAUAGGUCUCUCAAAGCUGGAGAAGGAGAGGUCCAGGGCCACGGUAACAAGUAGAACUUUCGGCUCGGCCACUAUAUCGGCCCCGAAGCGAUGGUAGGAUAGUCACAACCAGACCUGGGCACACCUGGGCACACCACGGUUCGAUCCAAGUGAGAUGUGUAUCAAUAUAGUACAUAAGGUAGGUCUAUAGUGCCCCUCUAGUCUACAAUGCGGCCAUAUGUACUCGUACAUAACAUGACAUGACGUCCCC
Molecule: messenger RNA, 1421 nt
Organism: Phialemonium atrogriseum
Lineage: Eukaryota; Fungi; Ascomycota; Sordariomycetes; Cephalothecales; Cephalothecaceae
Product: ribosome biogenesis protein TSR3
Exons: 1
Coding region: 60-1268 (402 amino acids)
Biological process (GO): maturation of SSU-rRNA
Molecular function (GO): rRNA small subunit aminocarboxypropyltransferase activity
Source: RefSeq, a predicted model, not a curated record